This is a messenger RNA of Zootoca vivipara (common lizard), 599 nucleotides long. Its product is annotated as protein S100-A7. Gene Ontology annotation, molecular function: calcium-dependent protein binding; transition metal ion binding; calcium ion binding. The record is from RefSeq and is a predicted model, not a curated record. Lineage: Eukaryota; Metazoa; Chordata; Lepidosauria; Squamata; Lacertidae. Gene Ontology annotation, cellular component: extracellular exosome; cytoplasm. Gene Ontology annotation, biological process: endothelial cell migration.
UCACCAUUGCUGAAAUCCAGACUCGGGGAGGUAUAUAUAAACAGGGCCAGGAGAGCCCUACAUCACAUCCACGGCUAGGAAUCAGCUGGCAAACUUGGUCGGCAAAGAUUCCAGAGAAUGGCAACCUGCCCUCCAAGCACCCACUCCCACCCUCCGGUUACCAACCCUCCGGUUACCAACCCUCCGGUUACCCACCCCCGGGCUCCGAGCACAUCGGAUAGUUUGCCUCACUGCACUCUGGAGUUGGCUCUCGAGAUCAUUGUGAACAUCUACCACCAAUUCGCUCCUCGGGAAGGCAAGGAUGACUUCUUGAGCCUCAAGGACAUGACGGAGCUUCUCAAGAGCCAAGCUCCCACUUUCCUGGCAGCCUGCAACAGAAGCCGUCCAGGCUACAUGAAAGAGCUCUUCAAAAAGGCGGAUGUCGACAAGACCGGACAACUGACUUUUGAGGAGUUCACCAAAGUGUUUGCUCUCCUGGCAGACGAUACCCACCGCCUGAGUCAUGGCGAGGACCGAUGUGGCCCAGACAACGAUUGAGCUCCCCCCUUAAAUUGGUAUUGCCUGUUGUAAUAGCUGCCAAAUAAAGGAUCUGCAUGAGA